Molecule: messenger RNA, 6492 nt
Organism: Cydia pomonella (codling moth)
Lineage: Eukaryota; Metazoa; Arthropoda; Insecta; Lepidoptera; Tortricidae
Exons: 2
Coding region: 129-1643 (504 amino acids)
Source: RefSeq, a predicted model, not a curated record
AUGUCACAUUCAGCAGCUGCAAUGCAAUCUGCAAUGCCCAAUUUGCUCAUCAUAGGCUGAGAAAUAAAACUUUUAUUGUCUUGUUCUCUUUCUUUAAAUUUUUUACAAUAAUUCAUGUCGCCAAAUUAAUGAAGACUCCACGAAAGUCGUCAGGGUCCAUCAUGAGGAAAUAUUACCAACUUAUACUCAUCAUAGUGUGCUUCGUCAGCAUCGUGACGCUUCUUAUUUACCGGCACGAAUACUACCGACUGCGAUAUGUUCUCGAAGUGCUCAACUUUUUCGGGAAGCCCGGUUUGUCCGAGAUCGAGUUUUGCGGACCGGGCUUCAAUGCUACGAUGCUCACGGAGAUAAUGCGGAACUCGUCGAUGGAAGUGAGGGAGACGCCGCCGCUGUUCCAACAGAUUGACGACAAUUUCUACGCGUACUCGUCGUUUUUGCGCUCGUAUCAGAAGUACGAGAAGCUCACGCCUCACGCACACAACAUAGACACUAUCGUCAUUGGACGAGCGAACGCACGUCCUAAUUUCCGCUGUAACAUCUGGCUAGAGAACAGUUCCAAACAUAAAGUAGGCACAUUUAGUUUCAAAACAAUCUCCCAGCCUAUCAAUGGCUUCAGAUUAUUCGUAUUUCAGUGCUCAUUAAGCCAAAACUUAGGUAAAUUAAAAGGCAUAAGCUUCUAUGCCAAUGACUACAAAGUAAGUCCAAUUCAUGCACCGAUAAAUAGACUGAUUGAUGUAACUACAAAAAGGAAAUCAAGACCCAUGAGGUACACAAACAACAUCAAAUUUAUCAACAAUGUUGUACCAGCUAUGUGCAUCAUCCCAAACCAAGUGCCAAUAGUCUCCAGAGACUCCCUCAUAGAGUCCUUGGUGUUUCACCACAUGAUGGGUGUCAACUCGUUCACCAUUUAUGACAGUCUAAUCUCUGAGGACAUUGUAAAAAGACUGAAUUUGGUACCAAGUGAUAUUACUCAAUGGGACAUCCAGUUUUUCCCCUUAAAUUUCCCUUUCAACUUUGCCAAAAGUUAUGACAUAGUCAAGCAGGCAAUAGAGCUGGAUUGUCUCUUUCGGCACUUUAAGUUAGACAAAGAAGACACAAACAAGGCAAGUCAUGCUAUUGUCAUUUCCUGGGAUGAGUUUCUUGUUCCCCGCAUCCACAACAGUUUAAAAGCUGUCAUCUCUGAUUUUGACCCGACCUACAAGCAGAAAUCAAUUACAGUUGAGCCUUUGUUAUUCUGCUUAAAUCAGAAUGAUGAUGACAACUCAGAAGUUGGUUAUCCAGACAUUAUGAAAAAGACGCACUACUACCAACUACCACAGGAGAAAAAGCGGCCAGUGUAUAUAAGAAAUUUAGACUCCAUGACCACGUUUGAGGACAUUUUCAAUGCUACCACUACCACCGGGCAAGCAAUACCUGCCAAUUUGCUAGCUGUACACAAAUAUACAGAAUGCAGGGACCCAAACAGCUACCAUCCGAGAGGUGUAGGUUUCAAUGAGACGCAGAUGGAAGUGUUCCGGAACAAAUAUGAAGCAGCCAUGAUGAAGUUUGGACCGAGCUUGGUGAGCAAUAAGAUUUACAGACUGUACAGAUCAGGGCAAAUUUGGGAGAAAACAGCUAAUGACAAUGUUAGGGAUAUGCUGUAAAAAAUUCUUUAACAUUUUGGUAAAUAAUAUCUAAGCUUAUGUAAGAUGGGAUGCCUGUAUGGGUUUAAAGAAUAAGAUAAGUUAAAUAGGCAUUUAUUGAACAGCAAUAUAGUUGACAGAGAGAAUGUUGAUGAAUGUUGUUGAUUAUUAUAGACUGAUGUUCGACACAGUUGAUACAAUUAAUGAGUUAUGUGUUGGAUCAGCAAUGUUAUGAGUUAUGAACCCUUUACCGCAUACAAAGUCACAUAUGGCGGAUAUAAUAUUCAAGUCUAUUAAAGUUCGAAUUUCAACAAAUAUUUUUUAUUACAUGCAGUAAGGGGUUAAGAGUCGUUCUCAUUUUAAAACUAUGUGUUGGAUUAUAAUGAAACUUUGCACUUGCUUUACACAUAUAAUGACAUGAGGUAUAUCUAGUCCUGUAAUCAGGUUAUAUAGCUUCAGAUUACAAAACAAAUGAAAUAGAGCAAAAACGAACAACUUAAAUUCACUGUAUGUUUAUAACUAUGGUAUCUGAAGCUACAUAAAUUAAUUACCCAGCUAGAUAUACCUUAUCCUAUUGUAAGUACAAAGUUUUAGAGCAAUUUAGCUGGUCGUUUUAAAAUGAGAGCGCAACUACGUUUGUAUGGAGAACCGAGCUUACUAGGGACUCUUAAAACUCCGAAGCCUGUUCAUUACAUUACAUCUUAAACUAACAACGUAAUCACAUAAUGUCUGGGCAAGUCAGACCACUAACCGCAAUAGGUAUGCCUUAAAUCACAAGUGCCAUGGAAUAGUUAAGUAACUUCUCAGUAUUUCCCUGUAGUGACGACAAAGCAAUCCCAACCUUUUGUGGUUAGCAACAGAGUUGCAUUUUUUACUGAUAGUUGUUGUUAUUUGAUUGAACAUUUAUUUGACGUUUUAGAUGGCCUUCUAGUUAGUCAGAACUGUAACAGUUAAUACAAGGAGACAGUCAAUAUGUCCAAAUUAAUCAUACCUACUAAUAGAGUAAAAGUAUGAAUACUCUUUAAAAAGGUGUUGAGAUAUAUUUAAACACUUAGAUUACAGCAGUGUGCAUUACCUUAACCUUCUUAGAAAAUAAUGCUUGAAAUGCAUUGACAUAUAUCUAAAGACGUGUCUUACGGGCAAUAAGAAUUCGAGUCAAUCGUGCAGCCCAACACCACAACGCGAUUGGUUGGUAAGUUUGUAUCACACGCGCAAUUGGUCGCAACUAGUUGCGUUAGACUGCACGAUUGGCUCGAAUUCGUGAAUGACACCACUAAACUAGCACCAUUCUUAGUGCCCGUAAGGUCCUUAGAUAUAUGUCAAUGUUGAAAUUAUAUAAGUAACUAUAACUUUUACAAUAAUAUUAAACUGCCAAUAGACGGGAUAGUUAAAUAGUGAUCUAGAUUAUCUGUUUUUAAAUAUGAUGUUUAUGUCCACGCAAAUAUCUGUUAAAUUUUCACUACAUACUACAUAUAUCAAGCUUAUGGUUUUGCGAUAACGCGUGGUUGAGACGCUUGUAAUAGUCUGAGAGCUAGCCCCGAAAAAAUGCAUAGGUACUGUGUCUAUAAGUAUGAUAUUAUAUAAGACUGCAUGGUUAGUAUUUGUAAGAUAUUUACAGUAAUUAAAAUUGUGAUACUAACAACACUAUGAUAUAUUGAACAGAAAAUAUGAUUGCCUCUCUAAAUGUAACUCGCUAAAUUACAGUUCCCUUCACAUAUUUCCCGUAAACUUUGGCUUAACAAAACUGUAUUUACUUAUUUUUUAUUGUACAAUAAUAUAAUAAUUAACUAAUCAUUUGAUUUAGAAAAAAUAACUGAUUAGCCGGGUCCACACAGCGAGCAUACGCGCGAGGCAAUUUCCUCACGCACAAUACGGCCGGUGUAGACGUGCCUCGGGCCGUAUUGUGCGUGAGGAAAUUGCCUCGCGCGUAUGCUCGUUCUGUGUGGACCCGGCUAUUUUCGUGACAGAAAGUUCUUAUGUACUUACUUACUUAUACAGGGUGAUUCAGGAUACGUGAGCAGGAUCAAGCUUGAGCAUUCAGUAAGUUAUAAGCAACUGUUUCAUACCAGUAUUUGUGAGAUUAACGUUGUUUUAUUUUUUACUGUUCAAAAAAAAUGUUUUAAUUUAUUUACGCCAUGUAUGGUCACCCUCUUUGUUUUAUCCAUAACAAGUGACAAAUUGAAUGUCAUCGUAGUCUGGUUACUUUUGAAAAAUCGUAUCUCACUCAAGUGUGACAUUUUGUUUUCUUCAUAACUGCUGUCAUAACGGUUAAAGAGGUUUUAUCUUUCUUAAUUAAGUGUUGUACCUCGUAUAUCCCGAAAACCGUGGUUCUAUCGAUUCCGUACGUCUCCGAAAUGGGUAAUAUCCACCAUCUGUCGUUUACGUUUGGGCAAAGUAUGUACUCCGUUAUUUCUGGCUAUGAUAGGUGUUCGUGCGAACUCAUUGUGUGAUUGUGGGCUUGAUGAGGGCAACUUGGACCACAUUUUCUUUGCAUGCUCAAAGUGUAGCUACUCACUGUACGAUGUAUUGCCCGAUAAUGUUCCACGACCUAUAUGCUUCAGCUCGCUACUUUGUUACAUGGAUCCUAUUCUAACUUCUAUCCUAAUUAAAUAUUUACAAGCAAAUAACAUUAAACUAUAAAUAAAGUAUUAUCUUUUCAGACCUAAUUAUAUAUCUUUAAUUUUAUACACACUCUACAUUAUACAUUUAUAUGGUUUUCUUCUCUCUCACUUCCUUCAUGUUGGCACUAUUAACGUUCUGUCAUCCGCUUCCCGCUUAUUUGCUAACAAUUGUAUACGUCAUGUGUUCGUUUGUGAUGUCCAUAACAAUUAUUUGUUUUUUAGGUUCUCCCUACCACAUCCUUCCACAAGCUCAAAAUAUUACCGAACAUUCUCCUCUCGUGUGAAAGUCAACACCGACAUUGGCGAAUUCACCCUGUGCAAAUUGGCAGGGAGUAAAAGCCAGAAGAAAAAAAAAAAAAAAAAAAAAAAAUUAAGUGUUGUAGGGUGUCCAUGAUUGUAGAUUAUCAAAUUUGUCCUUCCCAAAAAGUUAAAUAACAGAAAUAAAGCGAGAUUGUUUUACUUAAAUAUGAUGAUGAACGGUUCAUUAACAUUUACUGAUUGUGUAUGCUUAGUCCUGCUCACGUCUCAUGAAUCACCCUGUAUAUCCUAAUCCGAAAUGUAUGUAAGUAAUUUCUACAUGAAGUUAUUGCCUAUAAAUGUAGAAAGUAUGCGAAAUCGCCGUAGCUAAUCUAAGCAAGUUUGCUCGCAAUAUAAAAUUGGUAUAGUUGCACUACACCUAGAAAUUUGUAUAAACUAUAAGUCUGUAUCUUUAGGUAUUUUAAAGAAUGUAAACAAACCAGAAUUUGGUAUUUUAUUGGGCAAGGAAAUCUUCAAGUAAAUUAAUUCAAUGUGCCUAGAGAUGGGUAGGAGUGAGUAAAUACUGAGUAUUUAUCAGUAUUUACUGAGUAUUUACUCAAAGUACUCGAUAAAUACUCGUAUUUACUCAUUUAGGUGAGUAAAAACGAUUGCUAAUAAAAUAUUUAAAAAAGUAAGAUUUAAGAACUUGUUUUUUAUUGAACAGUGUUUUAUUAAGGCUUUUUUAAUGAAAACUCAAAAAUGGCUCAACCGGUCAUGUUCAAAGUAUUUUUUUGUUAGUACUCAUACUAUUUUUCGUUAAUCUAUCUACGGCUAAUCUCCGGAUAUUUUAUUGAACUUUGAUUUGAAAGUUAAAGAGGGAUAAACAUUUUUUCGGCCUUUAGAAACGGGUUUCUUCCAAAAGUAUUCAAUCUAUUUACUCACUACCCAUCUCUAGUUGUUCCAAAACUUACAGAGUUUUACUAUGAUAUAUUACUUACUCAACAUAACAACGAAGCUGAUGUAAUCGCGCUAUUUUGUUAAUAGAAAUAUAUCGGGAUGAUUUGAUUAAUCAAUAGUAAUUUAGUUUUGUAAUAUUUGCUAGUACUUCGCCCUAGUAAAGAACCUAAAACGAGAUUGAAUAAUUACCCUUAAUUAGCCGAGGAACAGAUCUAGGCAGUUUUCUUUGUUUUUUUUUUAAUGAUAUAUUCUGAUGGUAAGCGAUUACCGCCGCCCAUUGACACCUGCAAUACCAGAGGGGUUGUAAGUGCGUUGCCGGUCCUUAAGAUGGGAGUACGCUCUUUUCUGGAAGUUUUGAAGGUCGUAUCGGUCCGGAAAUACCGCAGGCGCCAGUUCAUUCCACAGUUUAGCUGAGCGAGGCAGGAAGUUUCUGGAGAAACGCACAGUUGAGGACUGCCAACCAUCUAAGUGGUGAGGAUGGAAAUGUUGUCGCGUAAGGCGAUGGCGAAAAGAAGCGGCAGGGAUUAAUCGAACAAUCCUCGGAGCACUCCCCGUUAUACAUGCGAUAGAAAAUGCAGAGCGAGGCCACAUCUCUACGCAGCGCCAAGGAGUCAAGCCGAUCCGAAACACGCUGGCAGUCCACAAUUCAAUUCGCUCUUAGUUGGAUGCAGUCCAGAGGUAGAAGCUGGUACUGGGGUGCCCCUGCCCAUAGAUGAGAACAGUAUUCCAUGUGCUAUUUGGUUGGUUACUUAACAAAAAAAAAGUUUCAAGUACUCGAAAAUAUAACAACACAUUGUUUAUAUUUAUUUAGCUACCUAAAGAUACAGACUUAAUAUCAGCCAUUGUAAAUUGUUUCUGAAUUCUAUAUCUGUCUUCUCGGUAUGUUAUUAAAAGAAUAUAAAUAAACAAAACCACUCUGUCAAAAUGUUAAUAAUAUUGCCUGAAUAUUUCGAGGUUUUGUUUACUUCUAAAAACCUACCUAAAUGAACAGGUGGUCGAGAUUAAGUAGAAUUUGUUUUUAUAAACAUUAAAUAUAAACCUAAGCUUUUGUUUAA